This is a messenger RNA of Fusarium keratoplasticum, 1830 nucleotides long. Its product is annotated as HET domain-containing protein. The transcript is spliced from 2 exons. Bases 1 to 1830 code for a protein of 609 amino acids. NCBI's taxonomy places the organism in Eukaryota, Fungi, Ascomycota, Sordariomycetes, Hypocreales, Nectriaceae. The record is from RefSeq and is a predicted model, not a curated record.
AUGGAUCAUGUCCUGGUGCCGGGGGAUGCGCCGACCGCUGAGCCGUACCGGUACGAGCACUUCCGGGAUAGCUACUCGAUCCGUAUCUUGACGCUCGAGCCCGGCGUGGGCGAUGAGCCGCUGGUCGGGUCUCUCACGUUUGAGAAUUUGGAUUUUGGUCCGGAGUAUGAGGCCAUCUCGUAUGUUUGGGGUACUGAGGGCCGGUGCUCAGAGAUCCUCAUUGAUGGGAGGGUGCUACCUUUGACGCGGAGCAUUGAGGGCGCGCUGCGCCGCAUGAGACAUGCCUCGUCCCGUCGUCGUCUCUGGGCAGACCAGAUUUGCAUCAACCAGGACGACAUUGCGGAGCGGAGUCAGCAGGUUAGUCUCAUGAAUGCCAUAUACAAGGGAGCCCAGCAUGUUUUGGUGUGGCUGGGGCCGGACGACAACCGUGCUGCCCAGGCGGCCGUCACCAUGGUUCACUAUCUACACGGCGUCUUUACGAAUGAUGAGAUGCAUGACGAGUUUCGUCUUGCGCACUCGGAGGAGCUGCUGAAGCAGGACAAGAGUCCCUGGGUGCCGUUGGCUCAGAUGACGAGGCUACAAUGGUUCAACCGGAUAUGGAUUGUCCAAGAGAUUGGCACUACAGCGCCGGCCACGCUCUACUGGGGAGACGUCGAGAUUGAUUGGGAGAUCUUGUCUCUUGUCACGGGCGUCUUGGGCGAGAGCUACCAUCAUCUGAGGUCGAGGUUUUACAUUCUCACCCCCAACAUUCGGUAUCUGUACCAGAGAUUUGUUGAGCCGGACGAGGACAACGACAUCAACCAAGACCGUGCCUCUUUUAUAUAUGAGCUACAUCGCGCGAGACAUCUCCUCGCCAAAGAUCCUCGGGAUCAUGUGUAUGCCUUUCUGGGCCACUUCUCACUUCACACUGGCAGCAAGGCCCUCUCGGAACUGGAACCAGAUUAUAGCAAGUCGAUUGAAGAGGUCUACUAUGAUGUUGCCACCAGAGAACUCUCGGGCUGCGAAUCACUUCUCUUAUUAUCUGCCUGCCAUGAUGUGCCGUCCACGUAUAGGAGGAGGCCCAUGACAAGGGGGGAUCUACCAACGUGGGUUCCGGACUGGCGCAUCGUUCCGCUUCACCUCAUCGGAACCCCUGGCACACCUCACAGAGCUUCAGGGGACCUAACGCCGAGACUGCACAUCGAUGAUGAGAGGAAGGCCUUACAUAUCCGUGGCAUGCGUGUAGAUCGAAUUCGCCGACCGACAUGGACUUUCUGGGCCAACGCCUUCCAGUUCCGUCGUGAACCAGUACCUCAACUACCCAUUGAAGCUCUAUGGAGCAGCAUCUGCGGUCGUGGAAGCAAGCGCUUUAGUCUACAGAAGAAGUACUUCACCGGUGAACCGGCCUUCUUCGCCCUCAUCCAGACGCUGACAAACGCCUGCGUCGGCGCGGACCGCUCCCGUCCCUACGAGGAGAUCCCCAAGGAGGAGUGGCUCGCCAACGGGGCGGCGUACCUAGUUCGCGCACUGGGAGACACAGACGGCGUGGACCAGGAGAUCCAGCGGCUGGCGCUCUCGGGGGAUGGAUUCAAAUGGAGCCACCAGGCGACGCUGGUAACGCGAUAUCGCAAGUUUGCGGUAACCGCGGGGGGAUUAUUUGUCCUGGGGCCGGAUAUCAUGCAGAACGGGGACGUGGUGGUUGUGCUGUAUGGGGGAAAGGCACCGUUUUUGCUCAGGAGGAGGGCGGAUGGGAAAACGUGGAUGCUCGUGGGUGAGUGUUAUGUACAUGGGUUGAUGAACGGGGAGGCUUUGGAGGGCGAUACGCCGCAGGAGGAGUUUGUUAUUUUAUGA